CGAGUGUCGCGCAUGCGCAGAUCGUCGCUGUUGCGCUCGCGAUCCGUCCGUUAUUAUUGUCAACAGCCGAUGGCCGAAAACAUCCGACACCAUGCAUCCGUCGCGCCGCUUCUGCGUGCGUUUCCCCCGAAACAACGCGCCUCUCGUACAGGCAACAGGCUCUAGAGGCUAUUAACCUCAAAACUCGGUAUUUUACACGGUUUGACAAUGAGUGUCGGUUACUGGGCGUAACGGAAACACAGCUAUGGCACUCUCGGUGAUCCAGGCGUGUCGUAGUCUGGCCCUGUCCACCUGGCUGCUGUCCUUUUGCUUCGUCCAUCCGCUGUGUUUGGACUUCACGGUGGCGGAGAAGGAGGAGUGGUACACGGCCUUCGUCAACAUCACGUACGUGGAUCCGGACACGUCCGAGGUCCGCACCGAGAAGACGGAGUGCGGCCGUUACGGGGAGCACUCGCUCAAGCGCGAGGCCAGAGGCGUGCUGGCGAUGCCCGCCGCGCCGCAGGACAGAAACGCGUGCGACCCCAACAGCAGGUUCACGCCGCGCGGACACGACGCGUGGAUCGCGCUCAUCAGCCGCGGAAACUGCACGUACAAAUACAAAAUCCGAAACGCCGUGGGAAAAAACGCGUCAGCUGUGGUCGUAUACAACGUGGGAUCCUCGAACCCCAAUGAGACCGUCACUAUGGCUGAUUCAGGCUCCGGUGACGUGGUGUCCAUCAUGAUCCCCGAACCGAAGGGUCGUGAGCUGGUUCUUCUGAUGGAGAGGAACAUCACCGUUCUCAUGCACAUCACCAUCGGGACACGCAACCUCCAGAAAUACGUCAGCCGCACCUCUGUGGUCUUCGUCUCCAUCUCCUUCAUCAUCCUCAUGAUCAUCUCGCUGGCCUGGCUCGUCUUUUACUACAUCCAGCGCUUCAGAUACGCCAACGCUAGAGACCGCAAUCAGAGGAGGCUGGGAGACGCAGCCAAAAAAGCCAUCAGCCAGUUACAAGUGCGGAGCAUCAGGAAAGGAGAUGAGGAGACGGAGAGUGAUUUCGAUAACUGUGCUGUGUGUAUCGAGGGUUAUAAACCAAAUGAUGUAGUCAGAGUCUUACCCUGCAGGCAUCUGUUUCAUAAGAGCUGUGUCGACCCGUGGCUGGUGGACCAUCGCACCUGUCCCAUGUGUAAAAUGAACAUCCUCAAAGCUCUCGGCCUCACGUCGAGUGCCGAGUGUCUGAAUGAAUUUCCUCUGGACUAUGAGCUCGCAGUGGGGGGCGUGGCUUUCAACGCCAUGGUGAUGAGUGAUGAUGUCAUGGCUGAUGAUGUCAUCGGGGGGCGUGACCCCGGCGUGAGGAUGGUGGGUCUCCCUCAGGUCCUCCUGGACUCUGAGCCGCUGUCCCAGGACACCUUGCCAACCGAACAGAGUGAGUUACAACCAAUAACCAGUGGCAGUUCAGAGAUGUCGCUGGCGACGGGGGCGGGGCAUUCGGACAUUGACACGCCCUCAGAUGACCCAAAGUGCUGAUCUGGCCCCACCCACUCAUGCUCAAGCGUUUGGGUGACCGGGUGGAAUGGGCUUUGAAUGGCCAGUGAUUGACCGUGUGAUAAACACACUCUC
Messenger RNA from Carassius carassius (crucian carp), 1597 nucleotides. Its product is annotated as RING finger protein 150-like. The record is from RefSeq and is a predicted model, not a curated record. The coding region runs from base 245 to 1504 and encodes 419 amino acids. NCBI's taxonomy places the organism in Eukaryota, Metazoa, Chordata, Actinopteri, Cypriniformes, Cyprinidae. The transcript is spliced from 7 exons.